Molecule: messenger RNA, 1035 nt
Organism: Melanotaenia boesemani (Boeseman's rainbowfish)
Lineage: Eukaryota; Metazoa; Chordata; Actinopteri; Atheriniformes; Melanotaeniidae
Product: histone H2A.Z
Exons: 5
Coding region: 140-526 (128 amino acids)
Cellular component (GO): nucleosome
Molecular function (GO): structural constituent of chromatin; DNA binding; protein heterodimerization activity
Source: RefSeq, a predicted model, not a curated record
CAGCAGUUACCCGGAUACUGAGUGACUAUAAACGCAGGACCAUAGACGCUGCGGUGCUAGCAGCAGCAGCAAAUUUACGUUUAGACGAGUGUUUUUGUGUGUGUGUAGUGGUGAAAGUAAUAUUUGUCAAUUGGAUAAAAUGGCCGGUGGUAAGGCUGGUAAAGACUCCGGGAAGACCAAAACUAAGGCUAUUUCGCGCUCACAGAGAGCAGGACUGCAGUUCCCAGUGGGUCGUAUCCACAGACAUCUGAAGUCGAGGACCACCAGCCACGGCAGAGUGGGGGCCACCGCAGCGGUGUACAGCGCGGCGAUUCUCGAAUAUCUCACCGCCGAGGUUCUGGAGUUGGCAGGAAAUGCAUCAAAGGAUCUUAAAGUGAAGCGAAUUACCCCACGCCACUUGCAGCUCGCCAUCAGAGGAGAUGAAGAGCUGGAUUCUCUCAUCAAGGCCACCAUCGCUGGUGGAGGUGUGAUUCCCCACAUUCACAAGUCUCUGAUUGGAAAGAAGGGCCAGCAGAAGACUGUAUAACCGGAAGUGCUCUGGAAGUUGUGCCAUUUCAGGAUGAAGUCUGUGUCGGUGGUUAAAUGUCUGUAGAUUAGAACACCUUUAAAAAAAUUUUAUGGUUGAGCUUUCAUUUACUCACCUGGGGUAUUACAGUGGCUUCAAAGAAGCUUUUUUUUUUUUUUCUUUUUUUUUUUUUUUUUUUCUUUUUUCUGGUGCUGCAGUUUUUGUGGUUUUUGUGGGAUUCAUGUUUAAAGCAGUGUUUUAAAAAUAAAGUUCUUAUUGGCCAUCUGUUUCGGUUUCUUGGCUCUUUCCGUUAGCUGCCUUGUUGAGGGUGAACAAGUUUUCAGCAUCAGUGGUUUUAAUCUUAAUACGUGGCAAAAAUGGUAGACAGGGAGUUUAGGCCUGGAUUAAACCUGACUAGCUGGUUUAAAUGGGCAUGAAGUGCCGAGCAUGUACGUCAUAAUAACCAGUGGACUCCAUGUAAAGUGGGAGGAAACUUCUUUGUGUUGAGUAAAGAUUAAACUCAUUUUCUA